CAGGAAGGAGGAGGCAGCCAGAGUGUUCUCUGCAGCAGAAGACCCCCUGCUGCCAGGUAAAACUGCUUUGUGAAGCUUUCGCUGAAAACUGGCAGAGGAAGAGGCAGCAUCUUUGCAGCGCAAACCCUAUCCUGGUAUCCUCAAAGGCUUUAGUAGUACUGGAGAUGCGUGCCAUUGUCUUUAAGCUGGGUCUUUAAUUGCAACCUUUGUUGUCUUGUCUGCUGGUUUUCUUUGAGGUUUGCGGUCGAUUUAUUGUACGUUCGUGUUUUACAUUUGUAAGCCGCUUGGAGGCCCUCUCUCAAAAGAAAGCUGACUAGAAAGCUAUAAAUGGAUGGAUGGAUUGAAAUACAAGCAAGCAUCCCUGUUCGCGGGCGAAUAAGCCCUGCUGAUCGCAAGUGCCCAGAGGACUGCAGCCUUCCCUGCAAGUGAAAUCAAGCCGGGUGGCAAGGAGGCAAAACGGAGGGCUGCUGCCGGGGAGGGCUGAGAUGUGACGUGUGGGCGGGGAGGUGUUGGAAGAGGAAAGGACUGCGGAUCACAGGCGCCGGGAUGCCGAAGGAGCCCAGCAAGGAGCGGGCAGGGACGGGGGUGGCGUGUGGGAACGAGGGUCUGUCCUGGGGGCGCUCUCGGAGGGGACGAGGAGGAGGAGCGCCGGGACGCGGAGGCGGCGGCAGGCAGGAACAGCAGCCGCCGGCUGCCUUGAAAGUUUGCUGAGCGUCCUCGGGACAGCAGCACUCUGGAGCUCUGGCAGGAGCCGCUGCCGACAGACGGGAUCAAUCGGAGUUGGGCUGCUGGCGGGAAUUUGGAAGCCGGGAAGUGGCGAGAGUGGCCCUCGGCGGAGCGCAGCGCCUGAUGCCCGAAUAAAAAGCCAGGAUGGGGCAAGGAGGAGCCGCCAGAGCCCGAGGUCCUGGUGUCAAAGGAUGCUGACCUGCAACCAAUACAGAAGAAGCUGGAGACAGCCUUAAAAGAAUAUUCUGAAGGGCGUGACUUGGGCUCCUCCUUGUGGAAAACCAUUGGAAUGACACAUUCUUAAUUUAAAAAGCAGAUCAGUCCAAACCAUGAGUGUGGCUAGCACACCACACACUGCUCCCUUUCUGCAACAAGGAAUGGACCCUACAAUUGCCUUACAUUACAAUUAUACUGGAAAGCUCAUCCGGUUAAACCAAACAAAGGGCAUAUGCCCCGCUACCAUCGCAUUUCUAAUUAUCUGUAGUUUCAUCAUCCUGGAGAACCUGAUGGUAUUGAUUGCCAUCUGGAAGAACAACAGAUUUCACAAUCGCAUGUACUUUUUUAUCGGCAACCUAGCCCUCUGUGACCUCUUGGCUGGGAUAGUUUACAAAGUAAACAUCUUGAUGUCGGGAGAAAAAACCAUGACCCUGUCAUACAAAGUCUGGUUUGUACGGGAAGGCAGCAUGUUUGUGGCUUUGGGUGCCUCCACAUUCAGCUUAUUAGCGAUUGCUAUUGAGAGACACUUGACUAUGAUCAAAAUGAGGCCAUAUGACGCCAAUAAAAAGUACAGGGUCUUCCUCCUCAUUGGAACAUGCUGGCUUAUCUCAAUUUCCUUAGGUGCCUUGCCGAUCCUUGGCUGGAACUGUAUCGGUAACUUACCAGACUGCUCCACAGUUUUGCCCCUCUAUUCCAAGAAGUAUGUGGCCUUCUGUAUUAUCAUCUUCAUUGCCAUUCUGGUGGCCAUUGUCAUCCUCUAUGCUCGCAUUUACAUCCUGGUGAAGUCCAGUAGCCGCAACGUCACGAAUCAUAGCAAUUCGGAGAGGUCCAUGGCAUUGCUUAGGACAGUUGUGAUUGUGGUUGGGGUUUUCAUUGCCUGUUGGUCUCCCUUGUUUAUUCUGCUGUUGAUUGAUGUGGCCUGCAAAGUGAAGGAGUGUUUCAUUUUGUACAAAGAGAACUGGUUCAUUGCCUUGGCAGUCCUCAAUUCAGCCAUGAACCCCAUCAUCUACACUCUAGCAAGCAAAGAAAUGCGUCGGGCUUUCUUCCACCUUGUUUGUGGCUGCCUGGUGAAGGCCAAAGCCACAAUGGCUUUGCCCAUCCAGCCCUCCCUGGAUCAGAGUCGAAGCAAGUCCAGCAGCAGCAAUGCACAGAAACCAAAGGAGGCAUACCCUGAGGUGAAAGUUCCUUCGUCUGCAGUCAAUGCCAAUGAAUCUUCAUUUCAUAAUGGAAACUUCUGCAAGUGAAGUCUGCUAACUCUGCAAGCCACAAAUUCUUCUGUGGCUUUUCAGAAGUCGCUUUGGUGGGGUUUCGUGCACUUAAAUCACAGGGGGAAACACUAAGCAUUUGGUUCAUUUCAAGUGCCUGUUUUUAGCACAAACCAUUUUGGACGGUUUUUUAGUUCCAUGAGAGAGUUGGCUCAGGAAAGCUCUUUCAAUGUCUGUGUAAGGAAAAAUGGCACAUUUGACAUGGAUUUUCUUGAUGCAGUUUGAUGGAAUAGAGCGACAAUGCCGAAACACAUUAUGGCAGGUUAUUUUACAUCAUGAAAUCCUAUCUUCACCCACCAGUAUCUUGCAAGGCUCGCAACUCUUGAGGUCCUGUGUGAGGUUUUCCCCCCAUCUCCCUCCAGCCUUCUUCUCAACCACCUCCUCCAUUCCUCAGACUACCUCCCUGACUACUAUGCAGACACCCUCUCUCGUCUAUAAACUCUGUUGAGACUUCUUUCCUACUCAAGCUGACCUUUCAUUCCCUUCACAGCAGCUGGACUGUUUAGCUGACCCGUCCCACAACAGUUAGAAUAUUUGUAAACCCCUUUUUGUCAUCAUGGUUGCUCUGGCAGUGUGCUAGAAGGAGCUCAGAGGCAGAUCAGUCAUCCAGUCUUAAGCAGCCUGUAUGUUUUGUAUGUAUGUAUGUAUGUAUGUCAGCUGCCCACAUGAAAUAUUAUUGUUCACCAGGCACUGCAGAUGCUCAACGAAAUGGUGUAUCUCUGCACUCCUGUUCAAAGUUAAGAGGGAGAUUAUUUCUAAUCUUUCAGUGUGCAUUAUCCACAAACCCACCCACCCCUUGUGUAUCUCUUUAUUUUGUUAAUGGAUUCACACUGCAGGAUUUAUUCCCAGAUUCUGAGAUUUGCCGAGCAACCAAUUAGCAUUUAGUAGGAUGGAACAUUCUGGUUGCCAUGCCAGUGUGGUGGCAUCUUUCACAAUGGCAAGAGUUUACACUAUCUUAUGCUAUAACCACAUUACUCUGUGAAAUAUAGGAGAUUUAAAAGGUACCAUAAGCAGUUAAGCUUCAGAUACUUCUAAGACAUAUGGAACUGUACUUCAUGGAAGAUGUGUUGGAGAGAAGACAUUCGCUGUUGCACCAACCCAGUAUUCUGCCUUGCAAUCAUCAAUGCAAACUUCCUGUAAAAGUAGUGAAACAUGGCAGUUAUGAGUAGAAGCAAUUUCCAUUUUAUUCUUUGAUGUUUUGAUUUUAAAGUGAUAAUUGUUUACUGUCAUGGAAUCUCUUUUUUAUUAUUUAAUAUAGUUUAGUGUUCAGCUGAAAUAUGUGAUGUGGAAUUACAAUAUCAUGUGUAUGCUUUUUUUCUAAUCAAUGGGCCUAUAUUUUAUUAUGCUCUUUAAAAGUUAUUUAAAAAUGGAUCCGACCUGUGUUACUGAAGGGCCAUCCAUGAGCAAGGGAAAAGAACGACAUGAUGGCAUUGUCUGCCCAAAAAUAUAGCAUAGGGAAAGUCAGAUGGCGAGAAAAGAAGUGGUUCGCAAGCUAAUGAAGCCUUACAAAUUCACAAAUCCCAUUGAAUGUUAAAGCUCCUUGAAACUGCACCAACUCAGAUUGCAAUGUUGUAAACCACUGGUAGAUAUUUUCUGUUCACUCAGUUGUAAGAUUGACAUCCUUCUUAUCGUGACUAUCUGUUCACUAAUUUGUUCCUGCCCUACAUGGUUUGUGUUGGGAGGAAGUGGGGGAGGGGGAAAAUGGGGUCCACAUACACUGGCUGGCAUAGAGAGCAAAGAUAUGCUGGUGUAGCAAAAGAACAGCCUAACUAUUUCCCAGCUAACUGCACUGGUAUAGCAGGGAAUGGCCCAUUUUUGACACAACGCACAGUCCCGGAGUAAUAAAGGCUAGGGUUGCCAUAUUCUGGCUUUCCGAAUCUGGGUGCCUAAUCUGCAUAUUAUGUAAAUUGGCCUGAAAAUAAUUUUUGAGCAGAAUAGUGACUGCACAUUUUGCUUUAUAACUUCACUUCUACAAGGGCUAGAGCUCAGCUUUUAAAAAAGAAAGAAAGCUGGAAUCUAAGUGGGCUAAGCAAUCUGGGUGAGAUGCUUAAAAUCUGGGUGAAACCUGGAAUUUCGGGGGGCAUGGCAACUCUAUAAAGGCUCCAUGUGGCACUGCAGUGAAGCCCCAAGACAAGCCCCCAACGUUUUUAAAACCGGCAGCUAUGGAAGCAGCGUUACCCUGUUUAUCCCAAUUGUCACAAAUGGAAAUAAAUGCUGUAACUCUGCUCCUGCAGUCACCAAAUUCUUUAAAAGUUGGGGCUUAUCUUUCAGCUGCACAGCGACUUACAAUUCCAUUAGACUGUGCAUCAUGGCAACUGGGGAGCCUACCUUUGGAAACAACAUCAGCAUAAUAGAAGAAGGAACCAAAUGGGAUGCAUGACAACAUCAUGUAUAUAAUUAGCUGAUCAGACAUUUUCCAUGCAGCCUACUGUUUGUCUUACAACAGCAGCAGUUCAACAUUCAUUGACUGAACCACCCCCCUCAGCUGCUGAAAACUUCAUAAGCAACGUUUGACCUUGCAGCUGCUCUGUCUGGGGACUGCAGAUGGGCGAUAACCACUUUCUACAUUUCUUAUACUUAAAUGGAGUUCUCUUUGAGAUAGUGAAAGGUGUGAAAAGGAAUGACUUGUGCAAUGUCUUGCCAGAAUUAUUUGAAGAAUUCUUUACUAGAGUGACAGAUGGUGACAAAGGGAGUCUACAAAAGCUUUGUAUACAAGGAGCACCCUUGUCAGACAGUGAGGUCUUUCACACAACCUCAUUGGGGAGGGCAGGUGGACGUGGGGAAGACAAGAACUUGCCUGCCUUCCCUGGCAGAUGAGUGGGCACCGGCUUCCUCUCCACUACACCACACACACACCCAAGUUGUGGCAAAGAGAAAUGCUAGGAGCAGAAAGACUCCCCCCUCCUGCAUCCCAGAAUGCCCUGGGGCACAAGUGCGGUGGCCAGUCAACCACCAGCCAAGGUUAAGCAAACCACAGGUUCCAUUAACCUCGGCUAAACACGGGGUUUAAAAGUGAGGCUUGGUGUGGGGGCAGUGCUGGGAGCGACCGCUCUCACAGUGCUUCAUACACGCAGCCUAACCCAGGCUGGGCUGCCCUAGUCUAGGUUAGGCUGCGUGUGUGAAUAUCUUUAGUGUCUCAUUCAAAAGGAUUGAAAAUCCAUGUCUAGAGGCAAGAUCCGGAGCACAUGUAAGUGGAACGGAAUCCCCUUAAAAUCAAUAGGACUGACUAGCACUCAGUGCUACAAUCAGGGUCGCUUGCAUGUAGCUAGAGUCCUCAUGUUGUGCUUUCCCUGUCGAAUGCCUAUGGCAGAAAUGCUCGUUAAAAGAACAGUUUGCCUAUUCUUUUUAAUUCUACAUUCAACAAUCUUGGAAACAAGUCAAUACAUGGACUUUUCCCAUCUCUGUGCACAGAUGAUGCUGAAACUGUGAAAAGAUACCGGACAGUAUAAAGUGAUGAACUGCUACGAAAUAAAAAUUGCUUAAAUCCAUGAACACGCUAGUUGAACAAAAAGUAUCAUUUUAAGGGUGCUCAGAUUGUAGAUAUGAACUGAGUUGUGGAUGUAUAUUGCUAGGUACUCUUGAAGUGUUCCAUUAUGUUGUUAUACAUUAAACGUACCGUGUUGUAUUGCAUGACUUAC
Messenger RNA from Hemicordylus capensis (graceful crag lizard), 5845 nucleotides. It is a transcript of the gene S1PR3, whose product is annotated as sphingosine-1-phosphate receptor 3. Lineage: Eukaryota; Metazoa; Chordata; Lepidosauria; Squamata; Cordylidae. The transcript is spliced from 3 exons. Gene Ontology annotation, cellular component: membrane. Gene Ontology annotation, molecular function: sphingosine-1-phosphate receptor activity. Gene Ontology annotation, biological process: G protein-coupled receptor signaling pathway. The coding region runs from base 1056 to 2186 and encodes 376 amino acids. The record is from RefSeq and is a predicted model, not a curated record.